CAAGAAGAAAGCAGCUCCAGAAGCUUCUUUAAAGAAAUAAAACGCUAAGAUGACGACCCAGUCCAUCAUGGAGAGCCUGUUCGGGGACGAUCCCUUCUUCCAGGACGACUGGCUGCUGUGGGAGAGACGUGGCGCCCUCACCGAGCGCUUCCUUCAGCGCAGAGCAGAACUUCUGGAGAGUUUUAACAUAGACGGACUCAUGAAAGAUCUCCUCCAGGGCCUGAACGACAUCUCCUCGUCUUCUUCCUCCUCAUACUCAUCUUCAUCAUCCUCCAAGGUUGUGUACCCGACCAAACCAGACUCGUCCAGCACUGACUCCGGCACUGAGGGAGUCAUGAAGAGCGUGGAGCUCCCGGACCACAAAGAUCCACCAGCGCUCACCAGCACACAGGAGGACGACGACUUACUGAGGAACGUUCAGAGCCUGGACGACCUCUUCAUCCCAGCAUCCUCUCCCUCUUCAUCAACUUCAUCACCAUCAUCCUCUGCCUGUAACAUUUUCUUCAUGGACGCAUCCGGCGCCUCUCCAGAGGACAUCACCGUGACCCUCAGUGGCCGGAAGCUGGAGAUCAACGUGGCCAAACCGACCGCACCAGACGUGAAGAGCGUGGAGCUUCCCGAUCAUGUUCAUCCAUCCACGCUCACCUGUACGCUGGGGGACGACGGCUUCCUGAGGAUCCAGACCGAAAAAGACGAGACGUCAAAGGAAGAGCAGCUCAUUCCGAUCCGCUUCAGGGCGUCGCUGGACUUCACCAUGAACAAAGACGACUAGAAGAAGAGCACUGAACUCUGUAGUGGACUGACCUCAGUGAUCUGACUCUGGUUUUAAAGCUAUUUUUAGGGUUAAAUAUAUAAAAAUGUAAUUGAAAUGUAAUAAAUUCUCAUGAGCUCUUAAACCUCUUCAGUCUGAUGAAUACCACAUGCAAGACCCCCUUACCAAAAAAGUUUUAUAAACUUGAUUACUGUAUAAACUUUUCACUUUUAUUUUGCCCCCAUCCCAUGUUUUUUGAGUGUGUCACAGGCAUGAAAGGUAAAUUUUUUUACAUUUACAUAAGGAAAAGAAGUUGGUCAGUAAUAACAUUAUAAUUAUUUUUUUUUGUACUUUUGUCAGAUAAAUAAAGAUUCAACCAAAAUCA
Molecule: messenger RNA, 1136 nt
Organism: Trichomycterus rosablanca
Lineage: Eukaryota; Metazoa; Chordata; Actinopteri; Siluriformes; Trichomycteridae
Gene: hspb9
Product: heat shock protein, alpha-crystallin-related, 9
Exons: 1
Coding region: 50-772 (240 amino acids)
Source: RefSeq, a predicted model, not a curated record